CAUUGCCAAACUCAUUAUUAAGCUAUUUAAGGUUCUGUAGUAAAAUUUUGAAUAUAGUUAGAGAGAAAAUGAGAGGAGUUUUGAUUUUUUUAAUCUUGGUUAUUGGGGUCAUUCUAUUUUCCCAAGUUGGCCAUUGUUAUGGACAACUCAAGGUAGGAUUUUAUCAUGGUAAGUGUGGAGAAAAAAAUGUUGAAAAAGUUAUUUAUGAUGUAGUUCAGCAAAAGAUUGCAAGUGAUCCAGACACCGUAUCCGAUCUUGUUCGUCUAUCGUUUCAUGAUUGUUUUGUUAGGGGUUGUGAUGCAUCGAUAUUACUUGACGGAGAAAAUGCCGAGCAAAAAGCACCAAUAAAUCAAGGACUUGGUGGCAUCAAAACUGUUAAUGACAUCAAGAUAGCAGUUGAGAAAGAAUGCCCAGGAGUUGUCUCUUGUGCUGAUGUCCUUGUUAUAGGUGCUAGAGCUUCGAUUGCUUUGGCAGGAGGAAAAUGGUAUGAUGUAGAAACAGGAAGAAGAGAUGGACGUAUAUCACUUAAAAGUGAAGCACAAGCAAAUAUUCCACCACCAGAAAUGCCAAUACCUAAAGCCAUUGAAUUGUUUGCUAAAAAAGGACUCAACAAGGAUGAUUUUGUUGUUCUUCUAGGUGGACAUACUGUUGGAACUGCACACUGCCAUUCAUUCAAAAAACGUUUGUACAACUUUCACAACACCGGCAAACCUGAUCAAACCAUCAAUCAAUCCCUACUCCAACUCUUGCGAAAGACGUGUCCAAUAAAUACUCAAACGGACAAUGAAACAUUCCUUGACCAAACACCAAACAGUCAUUUCAAAAUUGACAAUGAUUACUAUAAGCAAAUUCUAUCAUACAAUGGCAUAUUAGAAAUAGAUCAAAACAUGGCGUUAAGUCCUCUAACUAGAGGUUUAGUUAAAGGCUUAGCCUAUAAUCCUACCCAUUUUCUCGACCUAUUCGGCCCAGCCAUGGUCAAGAUGGCUAGAAUAGGAGUUCUCACAGGCUGCCAUGGGGAGAUCCGCAAAACCUGUGGUUCUGUUAAUUAGACAAUUGAGGUAGUCUAAAUAAAGAAAUAUAAUUUGUAAUACCGGCAAACCACUCUUGUGUGAAUGAAUUUCAUUGAAUGAAGAUUUUAUGAUUUUAAUUUAUUUUUUUUUAAUUUCGUU
Messenger RNA from Amaranthus tricolor (Joseph's coat), 1169 nucleotides. Its product is annotated as peroxidase 57-like. Gene Ontology annotation, molecular function: peroxidase activity; heme binding. Bases 69 to 1049 code for a protein of 326 amino acids. NCBI's taxonomy places the organism in Eukaryota, Viridiplantae, Streptophyta, Magnoliopsida, Caryophyllales, Amaranthaceae. Gene Ontology annotation, biological process: hydrogen peroxide catabolic process; response to oxidative stress. The transcript is spliced from 4 exons. The record is from RefSeq and is a predicted model, not a curated record.